GGCGUGUACCCUAGGCGCCCUCAUUCGCUGACGGAGCGCCUUGCGUUGUGCACGUCUGUACUCCGGGCACGAUUUGCGAGCUUUCGGCGCACGAACCGAAACUCAAUUGUGAAAUAAAAAGUAAUAGUAUGUGUUAAGUGAUCGGCCCAUGAGCAAUAUGAAGGGUAGACACCAAUUUCGUCGCAGAUUCAGUCUGCAACCGUCUUUUAUGAAAGAGGAACACGAAGAAGAAAGAAAGCCUCACAGGACUGAGAAGACAGAAGACACAGUAUCAAGCAGUGGAAAUCUAACUAACAAUGCGGUGCGACAUAAAAUUGUGGUAUUAGGCGCAGCAAAAGUUGGAAAGUCAUCUCUUAUAACUCAGUUUCUCUAUGGUACAUUUUCCACUAAAUAUAAAAGAACUAUAGAGGAAAUGCAUCAUGGGGAUUUCAAUGUGUCUGGUGUGAGAUUAACCUUGGAUAUUCUGGAUACAUCUGGAGCGUAUGAGUUCCCUGCGAUGAGAGCACUUUCCAUGCAAUCGGCAGACGCAUUUAUCUUAGUUUACGAUAUCACAGACGCAGACAGCUUCACAGAAGUAAGAGUUUUGAGGGAUCAAAUACAUGAGACUAAAGGAAGCAGUGCUGUACCUAUUGUCGUUGUUGGGAACAAGGUGGACUUAGCAGAGACAGGAGAAAGACAAGUUGAGUUCCACACAACUGAAUCAGUUGUGACGGUGGAUUGGGAGAAUGGAUUCGUGGAGGCAUCAGCGAAAGAUAACAUCAACGUUUCCCAGAUUUUCAAAGAGUUAUUGGUACAAGCUAAAGUAAAAUACAAUCUGUCUCCUGCAUUGAGACGUCGACGCCGACAGUCUCUGCCAACGGGACCCCAAGGUCCACCAGGAUCCAGUCCUACACCAUCGCCAGCUACUCAACCCCAUGUACCUUCGCCUGCACAACUGGCACAUCUCCAGCAAAUCAGGGAGAGGCAUAACAGCAAACGCAAUUCAUGUGUCAUCUCUUAAAUUAAACACAAAAGUAUUGUAUACUACCUGAAAAUAUUGGAAGGCAAUUUAGUAUCUAAAAAAUAUUGUGCCACUUUUUAAAAUAACUUCAUUAUGUUUUUAGGUUGAUCUUGUAUCAAACUAAUUUACAAAAGCAUCCCAUUUUAGCGUUUAAAUUAAUAUAGUGAUUUUGCAACUUUCUAUUGACAAUGCUAAUUUAAAAUAACUUCCUAAUUAAUGCAAAAGUUUAAAAUAGAUUAUACGUUUUGAAAAUUUAUAAUCAUUAGCUGAUACGGCUAACCUUUACCGAAAGUUAUUUAGGCGAAGUUCUGCAAAUCAUCAUGUGUUACAGUAAUAAAAUGAACGUUAGAAUAAAUUAAUAAUAAGUAUAGAUAAUUUUAUACUUUAAUCUCAGUCUUACAAUUAAAAUACUAUUUAAAAUAAUGCCAAAUAGAAUUUAUAUCCAAUUAUGUCAGUACGUUAUUGUUAUAAUCAGCUAAUCAGAAUUAUAUAUAUUAAAAUACUUUAAUAAACACUCUUUUGUUAGCAGGAGAGUAAAUUAAAAGCAUCUAUACGUUUGUAUUCGUAAUGUUCUAAAGUUUAAGAAAUAUGAAAUAUUUUGUUAUUUUUGGAAUUAGUAUAUUGAUUGUUGUCUCCUUAUAAUUAGGUAUUAAUAGUGUCAACAAUACUUUCCUAAAUUACUUCUGUCUGCGUGAGUAAAGUCUAAAGAGAGGAGAUCAUACAUUUUUUAUCGUUAUCACAAACUUAUUUCGAUGCUCUUCUAAUUUACCUUUAUAGCCUCCUUGUACUGUCUUUAUAUCUAUUAGGAUUUAUUCUGUCAUUAAAGUUCAGUAAUUAUUUCUAUAAAAUAAAAAUAACGCCAAUGUACUUAUAGUUAAGAUUUAGAUAUCUCUUAAAAUAAAUGUUCAAUUUCAGAAUGUGUAGAUACAAAGUGAUAAUUUAGAAUGACGGAUCUAAACGUGACUGGUUUAUCGUAGGUAAGAUUAAUAAAUUCUAACUUUUAUAUGUAGGUAUUUUCAUGAUCAGUCGUGCUAGCCAUGCCUAGGAGAACAGCCCCGUUUUGAAUUGACUAUGUGUAUUAUUGUAAAAACGAGGACAUACUUAUAUCAAAAUCCGUACUUGAAUAUCUGUUCUAGGCAACGUGGUAAAAACAUGGACUUUGAAAUUUAUAAAGUGGUAAUAAAUGUAUAGAGGUUUAUAAAUCUUGUAACAAUAAUUAUGUUAGUAUGGCAGUUAAUACGAUUUUACUUCAUGGAGCCUUAAUUAUUUUAUUAAUAUUUUUUAUGUGUUUGUUCACAAUGAUCAAAUACAAUGUUUAAGGAAAAUACUACAAUCUUCUGAAAGAGAGGCAGAGAAUAUUAGAUACAAGAAUAUGGAAUGUUUAAUUAAAACUGUACCUAUAUAACCUACCUAUAUAAAAAUGUGUAACUUAUAUUUUGUAUUACAAAAAAAUACAUAUAUACAUGCAAUUAUACAUAUAUACAUAUACGUCGUCAUUUUAUUAUUUUUUGUUGGCAAUGUUCAUUUUGUAAAUUCAAUCAUCAACUGGCUAUAUGUAGUAAUUAAAAAAUGAGUUAAUGACCUUCAUUGAAUUCAAUUUAAAUUAUGAUAUUUCACGUUUCUGCUUUCUUAUUGUAGAGGUUAUUCCCGCGCGUUUCUUUUUUCAAAAUACAUGCAGCUUUAUAUAUGUAAUUUCCGAAUCAUAAAUGUUAAAGAAAUGCGGAAAACCUAUGUGCUGAAUUAUAUAGAAAAAAAUUGUCGUAUCUCUAUCCCCUAACGUGGAAUUUAUAGGUAUCAAUUCCUCAACAAAUAUAUGCAUGACAUGACAUGUAGUCGUUUAUCAGAUAUUUUAUUAUCUAAAUAACUGUGGUGCUGUAUUCACGGUAACUUCGUCCUUUAAUUUUAUGCCUAAAUUUAGAGUAUGUCGGCAUCGUCUGUAGCCGACCCUAAAUUAAUGUAAACAGUGAAUUUUAUGCCUACAUUGAUAAUUUUAAAAGGGAAAAUAUAUUCCCUUCAAGUAUUUUAUUUUUUCAGUUUAGACUGUACGUUGAUCUGUUAUUUAUUUAAAUACACAUUCAUUAAAUGUAAAAAGUAAAGAAACAGUAACUUUCAUAAUACAAACGUAGUACAUAUACAUUCGUUUAAUUAAUAUUUUCUUUUAUGAUUGUAAGUAUUCUUUUCUAGAGUUUUUAUGUAUUCUCUUGUAACAGAAUACACGAAUGCUAUAAAGAAUAAAAAAAAAGUUCAUAUUAUUAACAAUAAGUAUAUUAUUAUUUACCUACUUACGAUUAUAAUCUCAAAUGGUGUUGUUAGAGUAAUUUUAGUAUUAUUGAAAACGUAAUAUAAUAUAGUAAUUUCUCUAAACAUACACGAAUCUAUCCAGUAUUUGGCGGAAGGAGUAUACUAAUUUUGUCUCUUAAAAUAAUUAAAACUGUUAAAAAAAUUAACCAUCAACGGUAAGUUCAUCGGAAAUUGUUAUUGACAAAAUUUUAGGAUGUCGUAAGAGGUGACACUGUACAAUAUACCUGUACAAAAGAAGAAAAAUUCGAAAUAAAAUUAUGUCAACUAGUAGACUAAUGUCGUUCCUUUAUGAAGAGGACCCGUGCCCAACAAUGGAAUGAUAAUGGGUUGUUAUGAAAGAUGGAUGGAGCAUGUGAUAAGAAUGUUUGGUGCAGACAAUUAGGAUUAUUUAAGACCAGUUUGGUAAAAACAUUAUGUCAAAAAAAGGUUUGAACGACAAUGUGAAUGUUUCUACAAUUUUGAUUUAGCUAGAGUCGAACUCACGAUUACGGAAUUUUUUUAACAUUAAUUUAUUUAUAAAUCUCUCAUAUACAUAUAUUACGCGCUACAAUUCUAAUUUAUUUGACGUGCAGAAAAAAGUUACUCUUUGCGCGCAUAUUAAAUAUUAUAUUAAAAUUAAAUUGUAAAUAAAAUUAUUAUCUAUUGCUACUACUUCUAUACGACUUGUGUCUCUUUAAAUAAUUAUUAUAUAGGUACAUAAUAAAUAUAAAAUUAACCUAAAUAUCUAAUUAAAAUCAUUCUCCAAUAACCUGAUGACCUAUCCAAUAUAAAAAAAUUUCACUAAAGAUAGGAUUACAAAUGAUAAAAUGAAAAAUACUGAACGCUGUAAUCUAAUCUAGGAUUUGAAAUGCCUACAAAAUAUUUUACGAGAGGUCGAGUGUUAAAUUAAAAUUUUAUAACUCGACAAGAUAAUGUAAAUUAAUUUAUUAAGGGAACUUUACACCAAUAAUAAUCUAUUCAGAAAUGUACAGCCACAGAAAAUAGUUUCCAUUUUGCGGUUUUACCUGGUUAUAACACUAUAUAUCUAUCUAGAUAUAUAAAUAUAUAAAUGUGAAUAGUGUAAACUGCUAUUGUAACUUAUUAUAAAUUGUAUUGCGAUACUAAACAACAGAGAUUUUCGUAUAAUUUUCAUUAUAAUAUCAAACAUUAGACGCCUCUAUGUUAUUUUAUCUUUAAAUAAAAAAAGAGCAAUUGCAACUGCUACCUAGAAAUGAAAUAUUACACAAUUUUUUUUUUAUGUAUACGGAUAACGUGAUCAUUAAGAUGGGAUUUCUCGGAAUUCUAACGGGAAUGGGAAAUAACGGGUUAUGCGCAAAACAAUGCCACAGAAAACAAAAAAAUAAAUGAAUAAUUAUAUACGCAUUUUGUAUUGUACAAUAUUGUGGAGUUGUUACACGCGAAUAUUUUCAGAUCAAUUUUUUUUGUGUAUUUUAUAUAUUACAUAAUUUUAUAGAAACUAUGUACGAAAAAAUCGCAUGAAAAUAAUCUAUAAUCUGAACUUGUCCAUAAAUAAAUAUGCAGGAAAAAAAUUAUACGAAUAAAAUGGCCUUGUUCACAAUGCGUACUAUCCUUUAUGGUUUUCAUAAAAGGUAGUCCAUUAGCUUGGAAGGUGAAUUAAAGGUGAAAGAUGGAUCGUGUCCCAGCAGUACAUAAAAUAGUUGCUGUUAUUGAUUUAUCUAUCUUCACGCCAAAACUCUUGCGAGACAGGCAAAAAAUAUCGAAAGUCAAAGGCUCUAUUCUUUGUUUUCUUAAUAUUAUAUUAAGCUGACUAAGUCUCUAACACCUUUCUUUAUAUUUCACCAUAAAUUAGUCUAGGCCUUUUUGAUACUCGUAUCCUUCUAUUUUCAUAUUUUAUGUUUAUUUCCUCAACCUUACUUUUUACAAUUUUCCGCAUUCUCAAAACAAUAUGGCAUACCUUUUUUCAUUUUUGCAACAUUUGUUUUUAAUUAUUACUAUUUAUAAAAAAAAAGUAGCAAUACAUAAAGGCCAGAUAAAUAACAUUAUGUCGUAAGGUAAUGAAAGAUGAGUCCAUGGAAAAAAUUAAUUGUUAUGCCAAGGGGUCAGAUGAUAAUGAACGAGUGUUUGUAACAAUUGCAAAACUCCCACUGUAAAUUUUAUCAUUUUUGACACUUUGUGACCAACAUACACAAUUUCUGUCAACAUUAGUGUCAAAUGAGAAUAAUCUGAAAAAUAAAAAUUCUUCGUGCUUGAAAUUGGAAACGUCAUCGGAUAUAAAUAUUAGGCCUAGUUCUUAAAUGACAUUGAUCAAAACCUAGUUAAUUAUUAAGCAGUAUUUCGAUAAAUUGUGGAAAAUGCUGUCGUUUUAGACAAAUAAGUACUGUCGAUUCAUUAAUCGAUAUAUAUAUAUAUGUAGUGAAUUUUUUUAUAUACCAUAUAGUUUUUCUAUUUAUUUAAUAUAUUUCCAGUACAAAGAUUUUUCCAAAUAUUCUAAUGUAAUACUUAAUAUUAUAUUAUAUUUGCUACUUAAAUUCUAAUUUUCAAAUUCAUGUUAUGAUUGUUUAUUAUCUUUACAGACAACUAAUUAAUCUACAGUCUAAAUAGUUUCAUAUGUUGAAUUUGUAAAAUUAAUACAAAAUGUAUUAUUAACUUAGCAUAUUAUCUUAUAUAACACUUAGUGUACUUAUUAUUAAAAUUCUGAUUAUUAAUUGUAUAAUACCUAUGGAAGUAUUAAAAUUAUAACUUGUCCAAAUUAAAUAAGAUCUACCUCUCAUAGUAUUUUUCAUAAAGUAGAGGAAGGUAUUGAAUGAUUUUCUAGUUUUAUUUUUAGAGAAUUCUUUAUAAUAUAUAUUAGUUUAUGGAAUUUAAAAUAUAUAAUAAUUUCCAUAUAUUUUAUAGUUACGUAUUGAGUGUUUAAAAUUUAUGGAUGUGCCUUUUUUAACAAGAUAUAGUUCUGUUAGUUGUAAAAAGAAUAUAUUCCUUUUUAGGUUUUGUAUUGUUACACAUACUUCUACGCUUAAAAUUGAAUUAAUGUAUACAACCAAUUAUUAAACAGAUUUUUGUUUUUAAUUAAAAAAUCGAUGUUAGCGUAUUAGAUAAUAAGUAUAUAUUUAUAUCUUAUAAUAUACAAUAAUUUGAUGUUAACGAUGACUGGUUGGAGAAAUGAUUCAGACUACAUAAAAGUGUGAUAUUCCAUAUAUUCCUUUUGAAUAAACUUUAUAGGUAGCUACUUAUAAACCUGUACUAAAAAUAUCUGUUUUCUUUCAUUUCAUAGCCAUAUAGGUAUUUAUAAUAUAUAUAUAUAUACCUAAAAUUUGUAUCACAGAUACUGAUAUGAAAUAAAAUUAUAAUGCUUUUUUCUUAUUUUUCUAUCUUAUUAGAACGAAAGAAACGCACAGAUGGAUUUGAAAGCGUAGAAAGUGUACCGUUUCUUCUUUAAAUAAUAACUUAAGAAUUUACUUGUAUAGACUUCAUUACAACAAUUUAUUUUUUCCUUAUUUUUGACAGGUAAAUUUAUAUUUGUAUCAGAUGUAAGACAUUUGUGAAUUUAAAUAAACUUACUUCCGAAAACAGGAAUAGUA
Messenger RNA from Galleria mellonella (greater wax moth), 6840 nucleotides. RefSeq names its product ras-related protein Rap-2b. Bases 149 to 1000 code for a protein of 283 amino acids. Gene Ontology annotation, molecular function: GTP binding; GTPase activity. The transcript is spliced from 3 exons. The record is from RefSeq and is a predicted model, not a curated record. NCBI's taxonomy places the organism in Eukaryota, Metazoa, Arthropoda, Insecta, Lepidoptera, Pyralidae.